Molecule: messenger RNA, 2313 nt
Organism: Nestor notabilis (Kea)
Lineage: Eukaryota; Metazoa; Chordata; Aves; Psittaciformes; Psittacidae
Product: putative Polycomb group protein ASXL1
Exons: 1
Biological process (GO): positive regulation of transcription by RNA polymerase II; animal organ morphogenesis
Cellular component (GO): PR-DUB complex
Molecular function (GO): chromatin binding; DNA binding; peroxisome proliferator activated receptor binding
Source: RefSeq, a predicted model, not a curated record
AGCCCUGAGCAGCUCCUCUGUGCGCCACGGACCGAAACCCCGUCUUGUGCUGCGGCACGGGAGCGGCAGAGCGCAAAGCUGAAGAGCGUGGCUCCUCCAGUGAACGGUCUGUCGUGUUCUCGGGUGCAGGGAGCUGUGAUCAGCCCUACAGGAGACGGGGCUGUGCCAGGACUCGGAGGUGCUGCUGCCCCUGCCUUGCAGCUGGGUUAUCGUUCUGACGUAAAGGAAAAUUCCUCCAGUUGUCCUGCUCAUCUGCCAGCAUCGUCCUCGGGCGGCAGCGAACGCCACGAGCCAGGACUGGUCUCUAGAUUUAGAUUUAAUGGCUCUGAAACGUUUGUGCAAAAAUGUGUGACUGGUAGAGAUAGCUCCAAAGCAGGGACUGCUGGAGCGCAGGAAGCCAGCCCUGCGCUGGGGGACUUGGCACAUCUGCAGGCAGAGGAAGGCAGUGAUGGCAACCUGAGUAAUGGAGAGCAAAAUACAGAGCCUGUGGUGAGACCCUCUUUACACGGUGACUUUGUUUCUCAGAACAGGAUAGACACCUCUGAAAAACCUGAGCAGCCGAGGGAGAGGAGCCCCUCAACAGAACCAGGAAACACACAUCAGCCACUGAGGGAGACCCAAGAGUUCAAGACACGUGGAGAUGAGGAUGUGCAGAGUACACACAGUGAGACGACGGACACUGCUUCAGAUUUUGAAGGUGACGUAGCUGAUGAGAGCGUGGAGAUGGAUGGGUGUUUCAGAGGUGCCCGCUGUAGGGAGGUGGCUGGGAAAGACUCCUCCUGCCCCAGCAGCACCGAGAUGUGUGGUGGGGUUAGAUCAGAAUCGGAGGCGGACAACUUGGCCUGUGUUGUGGGCCUCCCUGCAGUCACAGUGAUGGGCACUGCACCUCCAUCCCAGAGCCAGGGACCACACGCACCACUGCCCCAGAAAGCAGGUUCUGCUCGGCCCGUGUCCUCUGUUGAAACCAACAACCCUUUGGUGAUGCAGUUGCUUAAGGGGAACCUUCCUUUGGAGGAUGUUCUCCCGGCAUCUCAUGCCAACAUGAAGCUGGAAGCUGCGCAGCCACCGCUGGACAAGCCCUCGGAAAGCCUCUCCCUGCAGGUGGAGACAGGUGGCAGUUGCUAUUUUGGAACAGAAUCUUCUCCAGAUGUAGGAACAAAGACGAGUGCCCUGAGCAGGAGCGAUGACUUCCAGUCAAUGAGAUCUUCCACAGAUCCCCAGGAGAACAAGUGUGGAUCAGGGGCAGCCUUGCCUGGAGCAGAGGAUGUGGAGGACCACUCUAUUCCGGAGAAACAUUCCAAAGUUGCCUCGACUCUACGGGGCCAAGACCAGCUGGCAACUGUGGGAAGUGCCUCUCAGAAGCCUGAAGAUCUGGGCCCUCAGGAAAGAACCUUUUCUUCCUGUAGCUUUGAGGAGCAAAAGGAGUUGCCCAAGGUCCAUCGGGUGCCACAGCACAACCCAUUAGCAAGUGUCACCACAAAUACACGUCCAGAGGAGUUGAACACCUCCAAUGAGCCUCGGUUUUUGUCUCCAACUGUAACUUCUCUUGGUCCAAAUCAGACAGGAGGUGCCUCGGUCAACAAAAACUAUCCUGGAGUUCAAGGCAAGAAACUCUUUGGUUCUGGUUUCCCCUGCAACACCAGCGUUAGACUGCACCACCCCAGGGCUUUGGAUCAAGCUUUGGCCAUAGGAACCUUGUCCCCCAGCAAACAGACUCCUCUGGACAAGAGCUGUGCCCCAGGAGAGGGAGUGCCGGCUGCGAGGGAGGAGUGGGCCUCAAAGCAGCACCCCAGCACCCUGGGAGGAAGGAGAAAUGAGAACGUGGUGAGCGGCAGCCCGGGCAAGGGGAACGCGGAGAACCAGAGGGAGCUGACUGAGCACUUGCAGAGGGUCCCGCUGGGAAUGGACUUGCCGUUCUUUAAGUUUUCAAGGGAAGCAGGAAAAGGCCACAGUCACCCUUUGGAGCCUUCUUCCAUCCCCUCACAGCUCAAUAUCAAACAAGCAUUUUAUGGGAAGCUUUCUAAGCUGCAGCUUAAUUCCACCAGCUUUAAUUACUCAUCCGGCGCUCCCGCUUUCCCGCGGAGCCUCGCUGGCAGCGUGGUGCAGCUGAGCCACAGAGCGAACUUUGCUGCGGGCCGCAGCUCGGCCCUUUCCGUGCAGAUGUUUGCUGACAGCAGCAGCGUUGACGAGAUCUCCUUCAAGUGCUCCUGCAGCCUUAAAGCCAUGAUCAUGUGCAAGGGCUGCGGGGCCUUCUGUCACGACGACUGUAUAGGACCCUCUAAGCUGUGUGUAUUGUGCCUUGUGGUGAGAUAA